GAGAAGACACGGGUGGAGAGCGUGGAGCUGGUGCUGCCCCCGCACGCCAACCAUCAGGGCAACACCUUUGGGGGGCAGAUCAUGGCCUGGAUGGAGAACGUGGCCACCAUCGCAGCCAGCCGGCUGUGCCAUGCCCACCCCACGCUGCGGGCCAUCGAGAUGUUCCACUUUCGGGGACCAUCGCAAGUCGGGGACCGCCUGGUGCUCAAAGCCAUUGUCAACAACGCCUUCAAAAACAGCAUGGAGGUGGGGGUCUGCGCCGAAGCCUAUGGCCAGGAGAUGUCCGUCAGCCGAAGGCACAUCAACAGCGCCUUCAUGACCUUCGUGGUGCUGGAUGAGGACGGCCAGCCCCGCAGCCUGCCGAUGGUGGCACCCGAGCCGGGGGAAGGAGAGAGGAGGUACCGAGAAGCCAGUGCUAGGAAAAAAAUUCGGCUGGACCGAAAAUACGUCGUCUCCUGCAAACAGACCGAGGUGCCGCUCUCUGUGCCCUGGGACCAAAGCAACAAGGUUUAUCUGAGCUACAACAACGUCUCUGCGCUGAAGACGCUCGUAGCCAAAGCGAACUGGGCGCUCGCCAGAGAAAAGGAAAAGGUGCGGAUGUACACGCUGGAGGAGGACAAAUUCCUCUCCUUCCGCAUCGAGAUCACCCCCACCCCCCCCAGCCAAGCCUUCUCCCUGCUCUCUGACCUGCGGCGCCGGCACGAGUGGGACAGGCACUACGUCUCCGGCUUCUGCAUUUGGCCGGAGUCGGAGGAGACCAGCAAGGUGGCUUACUACAACCAGGCUACGCCGGGGUACCUCAACUACGUCACCACCAACGUGGCGGGACUGUCCUCCAAC
Balearica regulorum gibbericeps (East African grey crowned-crane) is the source of this 840-nucleotide messenger RNA. Lineage: Eukaryota; Metazoa; Chordata; Aves; Gruiformes; Gruidae. The record is from RefSeq and is a predicted model, not a curated record.